Molecule: messenger RNA, 9237 nt
Organism: Pangasianodon hypophthalmus (striped catfish)
Lineage: Eukaryota; Metazoa; Chordata; Actinopteri; Siluriformes; Pangasiidae
Gene: mtss2b
Product: MTSS I-BAR domain containing 2b
Exons: 15
Coding region: 432-2810 (792 amino acids)
Biological process (GO): plasma membrane organization; cell projection assembly
Cellular component (GO): actin cytoskeleton; cytoplasmic side of plasma membrane
Molecular function (GO): phospholipid binding; actin binding
Source: RefSeq, a predicted model, not a curated record
CGGAUUACCGCCUGGCUCGGUGCAGCGGCAGCAGUAGCGCGCGCUCCCGCCGCAGCGUCCGCCUCACGCGCUCUGUCCGCGCUCUCCGCUCCGGCGUCGCUCCGUCACUCCAUCAGUCCGGCUCUCCGGUUGGAGAAGAUGACCGUGAUUCCUGCGCUGCCAUCUGCGAGCUUCACCUCCUCGCGCAGGGAAGAGAGGGAGUGAAUCUCUCUUUUCUCUUUAAAUCGGGGAGGCAGUCGACUCUCAGCACUCAUUCAAUCUUAUUCGUUCUGUCUUUUUUUUUUUUAAAUCCCUUCUCUCUCUUUGCGCAUUUUCCCUUCCUGUCCUUCGUUUGGGGGGGAAACCGCACCGUUAUCCCAAGCCGAAGGGAAUACCAGGGGCAUCGUUUUCGUGUCGGGCUCUGUCUUUCUUUUCUCUUUUCCUCUCUAAUCAUGGAAAACAUAAAUGUGGAGACAGUGGAGAAGGAGUGCGGCGCGCUCGGCGGACUCUUCCAGGCGAUUGUCAAUGACAUGAAGUGUUCAUAUCCGGUCUGGGAGGACUUCAGUGCCAAGGCUACCAAGCUGCAUGCCCAGCUCCGAACCACCGUGCUUGCAGCAGUGGCUUUUCUGGAUGCCUUUCAAAAGGUGGCAGAUAUGGCAACCAACACACGAGGUGCCACCAGAGACAUCGGCUCAGCACUGACCAGGAUGUGUAUGCGCCACCGCAGCAUCGAGGCCAAACUACGCCACUUCACCAAUGCUCUGAUGGAAAGCCUGAUCACUCCUCUACAGGAGCGGAUUGAGGACUGGAAGAAAACAGCCAAUCAGCUGGAUAAAGACCAUGCCAAAGAGUAUAAACGAUCUCGCCAUGAGAUAAAGAAGAAAUCUUCAGACACUAUGAAACUACAGAAGAAAGCAAGAAAAGGCCGUGGAGACCUGCAGCCUCAGUUAGACAGCGCCAUGCAGGAUGUGAACGAUAUGUACUUACUGAUGGAGGAGACGGAGAAGCAGGCAGUACGGCGCGCUCUGGUGGAAGAAAGAGGACGCUUCUGUACCUUCAUCAGCUUCUUACAGCCUGUAGUGAAUGGAGAAAUUGCCAUGCUGGGAGAGAUCACACAUCUGCAGGCUAUUAUUGAUGACCUCACUGUGCUAACGACUGAUCCCCACAAACUGCCUCCCGCCAGUGAGCAGGUGAUAAAGGAUCUGAAAGGUUCAGACUACAGCUGGUCCUACCAGACACCUCCAUCCUCCCCUAGUAGCUCUGGCUCUAGAAAAAGCAGCAUGUGCAGCAGUGUGAACAGCGCCCACAGUAGUGCCUCUCGCUCGUCGGGAGGCUCGCAAACUCACUCACCCAGUUCGUCCUGUCGCUACCGCAGCCUGGCACAUCCACCUCCAGGAGGUGCCCACCGCCUCAGCAGUGUCUCCUCCCACGACUCGGGCUUCAUCUCUCAGGAUGCCAACAUCUACUCCAAACCCCCCUCACCCAUGCCCUCGGACAUCACCAGCCAGAAGUCAUCAAGUUCAGCAUCUUCAGAGGCCUCAGAAACAUGUCAGUCAGUGAGUGAAUGCAGCUCUCCUACAACAUUUGGCUCGUCCUUCGCUACCUUCCGCCCUGCUCUCUCUCACACUGGCUCCAUCAGGCCUUUCUCUGUCAUACUUCCUGCGUCCCCACCCUAUAGUCGCUCCCCCGGAUCCAACACUUCCUCUCCCACAUCAAAGGUUCCUUGCUGGAAGGAUUGGUCCAAGGCAGGCUUGCAUGAGCAGCCAGCAGCCAACACGCUCCAGAGGAGGAAGGAGACGAGAGAAUCAGAAUCAUCGCCCCAGUCUCAAGGUUAUACUGCGGUGCAUCCUGAUGAUCCCCAGAGGCCCAGGAUGACCCCUGCCACCAUUGCAGCUAAGCAUGGUGAGGAGGUGUCCCCAGCAGCCAGUGACCUGGCCAUGGUGCUUACUCGUGGCCUCAGUAUGGAGCAGCAGAAGAGCAGCAGAGACUCCCUUCAAUACUCUAGUGGAUACAGCACUCAGACGACCACACCGUCAUGCUCUGAGGACACUAUUCCCUCCCAGGGCUCUGAUUAUGAUUGCUACUCUGUAAAUGGUGAUGCUGAAGCUGAUGGCCAGUCUGAAUUUGAUAAAUCGUCCACAAUCCCACGCCACAGCAAUAUUGCUCAGAACUACCGCCGCAUGAUCCAGACCAAACGGCCAGCCAGCACAGCUGGCUUGCCCAGCGCCAUGGCUGCCCAGGGAGGCUCUGGUAGUGGGGGUGGAGGAUCGGGCACUCCCGGCACAGCCACCAUCCGCCGGACACCCUCCACAAAGCCAGGUGUGAGGCGCACCCUCUCCAAUGCAGGCCCCAUCCCUAUCCGGCCACCCAUAGUGCCAGUUAAGACACCCACCGUGCCUGACUCGCCUGGUGGCUACCCAGGGCCUCCAGCGCGUGUGGGCAGUGAGGAGUGUGUGUUCUACGCAGCAGAUGAUGCCUCUCCUGCUGCUAUGGAGUAUGUCAAGGCUUCACCGAAGCGCCUGAGCCUGCCCAACGCAGCUUGGGGCACAGCGGGUGCUGAGAUGAGUGUGUACGGGCAGCCGGGAGAAGAAGACCAGCUGCUAGCCGCUAAUCGUCACAGCCUGGUGGAAAAGAUUGGUGAGCUGGUGGCCAGUGCCCAAGCCCUGGGAGAUGGCCAGUACCCUUUUCCCUCACUGGCACCAGAGGGCCAGACCGAUCCACAGAGUAAAUGUCCCCCGCAGGAAGGAGAGGACAUGCUGGUAUCUAUCCGUCGAGGUGUCCGACUGCGCAAGACCGUCUCCAAUGACCGUUCAGCACCACGCAUAUUGUGACAGCUGUUAGAGAGAUAAAUGAAGGUGCAGUUUAAAAAAAAAAGCACUCCACGCGGACUCUGUAGAGAACCACCUAUGAAAAGAAGAGGAUUAAAAAAAUUCAGUUCAAUGUUUAAAAGAAGUCGUUAUAGUAAGUAACGAUCAUGAGAAAAAAAAUAGAAGUAAAAUUCUAAAUAACAACAGGCUCAGGCCACUGUAACUUGUAGCGUGUCUGGACGCAUGUUUGUCUUAUUAACACUACCCAUCAUGGCAGGAUAGUCAGGCUCUAGCAAGACACUGGGCAGAUGCAAGAACAAGGAAUCGGGACAUUAGGGGACAAGGAUCUUCGAAAACACAAACAUCCCCUAAUUCUGGACUCCAGGAAUUAGUGCUGGAAAAGCUCGUCUAAUGAAUGGAGGACGGUCGGGGUGCAUAGUCUCGUAAAGAGACUCUCCCUGUAUUUCGCCCAACUGCCACCUCCAGCUCUGUGACAUCACACUGUCAGCUGAAACAAUGGCAACAGAGCUGUCUGAGAUUGGUCAGUGUGACUGUCAAUCAGGCUGAAGAUGAGCGGGGCUCUGCUGCAGGUCAGCUUGUGGUUUUGGAAAUGAUCUUCUUUUAGCAAACCUCUUUUAGCUUGUUUGUUUAUUUCUAAGCAAUUAAUCUUGAUUGCAGAACCUGAAGUUGAAGGUGUGUAUAUCAGGUGUAUGUAUUUUUUAGAACUGACCUAAAAAAAAUGCCAAUAUAAUGUGGAGCAAUAAUCUUUCUGUUCAAGAGUUGAAGAAAGACAGAAUUAGAAGAAUAGUUUUUAAUGCAAGUAGGUGCAGAGGUUGUAGACAGGGCAAAGCCUUGGGUAAUUUGGUUCUGGUUAAGAUAUUAGCGGAAGGAAGUGGAGGCCAAGAAAAGCAAAUAGGAAAGCCAAGCACUUUGAAGACACAGUAUUGGCCAUUAGGGGUCAGUGUAGCUGCACUGUGUACAGUAAAUGCUGAGAGGAGACGAGCUGCUUACCCUAAAGCAGGGGGCCAAACUCAGGGCAUGUAGGGCUAAAGUCCAGCACAGUUUGGUGAUUUGUGCAUGCUGUUAAAGAAAGUAACAUAUUAAACAAUCGACCAUUUUUAGAUAAAAACAUCGCCUAUUUACACAGCUGUCUAGGAUCUACAGAGAAGCAGGUGAUAUAGCCAAAGGCUAAUGAACAACUGUCACAAGGAUGAUCUGAUUUGAUUUAGCUUUCUACUGUUCAGGGUGGUCGAUUUUUUUAAAAAAAAAACAGAAACUUUUCAUUAUUUUUAAAAGCAUUGGCUCUGUUCUUACAGAAUGUGUUAGCCAACUGGCUAUGAAGAGCAACCCUACCUAUCAUAAAUGUUCAUAAUCUUCAGUGCUAACACUUGCUAGCUGUUUACCAUAAGCAAACCUGACAGGAUUUUUCAAAGGAUUAGGUAAUACUGUUGAUAAAAAUGUUCAUAAUCCACAAUGCUAAGGCUAGUUAGCAGUCUAGCAUGAGUUGCAGUAUUUCUGAGUGGAUUUUAAAGUUGUAUUUAUAAAUUUCAAUAAUAGUUAAUGCUAAAUCAACAAAUCAAGUCAAAUCAAGGAUAACACUGGCUAGCUGGCUAAUAUAUAACUUGGGAAGAUAUCCGAGACCACUUUGAAUGUAGAUGUAGAAGGCUUGAAUGCCCACUCAGAAAUGUUUGAAGGGCAUGUUUUAAGAUCAGACAAGACAUUUUCCUGCUCAAAACCGAUUUAGUGCAUCAGUCAUUACCAAGUGAAAAAGACGAGGGUAUAAAAAUACCUACUAGGUGUAGCAAGUGUGUUAGAGCAGAAAUCACCACACUGGACUGACCUCUGGCCUAACACAGCUAUAGUGGAGCACCCCUGCCCUACGGAUACAGAAAGACUUUACAGAUGGCGUGAUAUUGAAAUGAGUGGAAAAGAAAGUGAAUCAGAUGUGUAAAUGAAGGAGUGAGUUUGGGUGGUAAGUGAUUAGAUUUUUUUUUAAACUCUUCCAAAUUGAGAAUAUAUCCUUUUUUCAUGAAUUGAGGUGAGGUGGUCUCACCUUUAGAUCCUGAGCCUCCAACCACACCGCUCUGACUCAGCUAGAAAUCCUGGAGGUUGGUAAAUGAGCUGAGAUGAAGGCACAAACCUGGUAGUCAUAUGAAAACGAAAGGAAAGAGAUUGUGUAGAGUCUGGUGUGGAAGCACAGAGAGAAAUGAGGAUGAGAAACACAGAAGGCAAAGGACAGACAUCCAGUGCUUUAUAAUGUGAGCAUUCCACUGCCUGAUAUAGAAAAUAGGACAUGUUAUGAAAUUAAACAAUGUGGCAUUUUAUAAAAUAUCGCAUGGACGCAGCAGUUUCCUGUGAGUACCCAUUUCAAAGUGUGACGGGAAAGAAUGCCUUUUGGAUUUGGAGUGGGUGAUAGGUGGCCAAAACACUGUUUUAGUCCUGUAGUAUCUGUCUGUGAGUGACCUUCUGUGCUCCCAUGGUUCACUAUAACCCCUGCCGUCUCGCAUAGUUCUGUCGCUCGAAAUGACCACUACAUGUGCGACUAAAUGGACACGUAAUACUUAUUAAUAUUUUCUGUUUGUUUUGGGAUUAUUUAUUUUGCAUAAAUAGAGCACUCUGUUUUAGGAAUGCCUGUCUUUUAGGAAUUAAAAAAAAGUGUAUCUAUCUGCUUUGCAAGAGUGUAUACGACUGUACCAGAAGGAAUGGCGUGAGAGGGGCACGAGACUGGUAUUAUAUGCCAGGUGCAAUGAUGAUCACUCUUUCAGGAAGUACAGUAUGGCUCUGUAUAUAUAAUCACAUAUAUACAGUAGAUACAUAUACUAUAAAAGGAGGUGGACAGUAACUGUACUACUCUCACUGGUUAAAAUAACAUCUGUCACAUUGUCCAAAAGUUUGGGAGAAGGGGUAAAAAGUAAAGGUCAAGUCUGUGACAGCAAUAUAGCAGAGUUUCUAGUCAAAAGGAAAAAAAAAAAAGAUCAUGUCUAAUAAUAAGUCAGUAUUUAUUAUACUGUUUGACUGUGUAACAUGCUAAUUUCUUGUCAUGCUUACAUUGCUCUGAUAUUUCAUACUGACCCUGAUAUGAACACAUGCAGUGAGUGUGAGAAAGACCAAGGGAAGGAAGGAUGAAAGAAAGAGAACUGAGUGAAGAAGAAAGACACAGUACAAUGGGGAUGCAAAACAGCAAAAUAUAGCAGACAGAAAUGUACUGAGACAUGAAACCACUAAGAAGGAAUGAUUAAAUUGCACUGGGAGAUGGAGACAUAAGAAGAAGAACAAAACAAGUAAAGAAUUAUCAUCCUCACUGUUUCUCUGUAUCAGGGGUGUCAAAUUCCAUUCCAGGAGCUAAAUUUGAACAAUUUUGUUUUCCUGCACAACUUAACCAGAUCUCAAUUAUCUGAUAAGAUAAAUCAAUAAAUAUACAUAUUAGAGACCUAGAUACCUAAUGAAGUCAUUCAGUACACAGACACUAUAACUGCUCCCACUCUGUGCUGUAAAAUGAACAGAUAUCUGUGGACAAAUUAUAAGAAUAUUGUUGUGGGAAGACAUUUCAAAUGUAAGACUUCUUUAAUUGCAUCAAUAUUUAAAUGUGUAACUGCUGUACACUUGAGAAUGUAUCGUCUAGCAUUUCUAGAGGUUAGCUAGAAAACCGUCUCAAAAUUUUAGCUGGCUAGGUUAGCUUGCUAGUUUAGACUAUUUGGCCUAAAGCAUAACUGUCAUAUGUUUGGGAACAUAUUGUCCAGCAGUUCUAGAAGUUAUUUAGAGAUCUGUCGCUAAAGUUUAGUCAGCUAUGUUAACUUGCUGGUUUAGACUAUUUGGUGAGACUGUUUGGUAAGCAAAUAAUGUGACACAUUGGAACAAAUAGCCACUUAGCAUGUUUAUGAGUGUAAUUCACGUGGUGACACUAUUUUACAGACUCAGUGGGAUUUUUUUAGGGGCCUUUAAUAUAAGGUGAAAAUCUUAAGGGAGUAUGCACCACUUAAGCUAGUAUUGUGCCCUCUAUUGGCUAUAUAGGUUUCUAAUAUGUGUAACUGUGGUUGAAUCAGGUGUGUUAAAGCAGAAAAUCUCAAACUGUUUAGUGCUGUGCUCCUCAAAGAGUGACGAUUUGAUCUCCCCCACAGUAAUCUAUUAUAACAUGCUUCUUCUUCUUCUUCUUAAGCCCUCUGCUUGAAAAUCAAAUACAAAACCUGACAAUUUGCCAUUUUUCCAGUGAAGGUGUUUCCAUCAGACUUAGUGACUGAUAGACAACAAGCAGAACAUUUGCAGGUAUAUUCAGAAAUAUUUCAGCACUUAGCCAGUAGCCUAAAGAACCCAGUUAAAAUGAGUCUGGUGUAUAAGUUGUUCAAAGCAACCCUCUGUUUGUCAACUACUGUAUAUGCGCACAAAUGAAAGACGAGCACAGUAGAGCAGUGUGUAAUAUUUAUAAUACUGUGCACAGCAUGGCCGAAUGACCAAAUCAGUCAUGUUUAUUGUAUUUUCAGUGGACAUAAAUGAUUUGGUCAGGCAUUUCACCUAAUAUUUUUUAACCUUAUGUGACGUAGUCACUUUGUUUAUCCAGCCUGUCCACAAAAUCAGCUUUCUUUAGCUUUCUUCAGCAUAUUGAAUUAAGUUAUCCAUUUCUAAUUUGAUUUGCUUACAUGCGCCACUGCAUCACAGUAACAAAACUCCGUUCCAACAGAAAAUAAUGCAGUAUUAAACUUGUGCAUGUAUUGUGCAACUAAAAUGUGAACCAGAUCUGCUAGGGGCAGUGAACAAGAAGGGUCUAUGUAUAACUAAUUCAGAUAAAUUGGAUGGAAUCCUGGCUAUUGGCACCACUGAACUAAACCGUCACUCAGCACACACAGGCAUAAAAACACACUUGCUGUAUCACCUGUCUCGGUGCUCAGGUGACUCACCUGUCUAUCUUUUCCUCUUCUUUAACAGACCUCUUUGCAUCAUUCAACAAUUCAGUCAUUUCCACCAUAGGCUGUGCUUGUUAAAAUUCCUUCUUCAUGCAUUAUUCAUAUGCAGCCAACAGUCAAACACUGAUCUUUUUAUACUAUUAUUUCUUAUUUUUUAUGCUAGUACUUUUUAAAGAGCACACUGAUUGUGGAUGGUGUGACUGAGCUACACACUGUUUCUGCCUAAGAAGCUAAUGAAAUCCUUCUGAUGAAAAUUGAUAUCUUGCGUUAGCACAGGCGACUGAGUGAAGCUCUGUUCUCACUCAUUCCUAUAUCUCUGCAAAAUCCUUCAGUGGCUUGGGAUAUGAACUUUAGCAAUCUAUUCUACUGUACAUGAACUAGACUACAGUCUGUAAAGCAACACUCAAACUACAUGAUAGUCUGCUUUUGCUGUCAUGCAUCUGUACAUACUUAUGAAUUUCUUAAUAAUUGUGCUUCCUCUUUUGCUUGUUCUUUCCUGCUGAUUAGGACUAUCUUACUUCCAUACAUUUCCUUGAUUUCAAUUAAAUUGCAACACAUUCUUAGCCACACAGGUGUAUGAAAAUAACUGAAUUAUUAUACAUAGAAAUGUGUAACAAAAGCGCAUUCAUUACUACUUCAGAAAUGCCUGUUUAUGAGAUUAUCCAUAUAAACAUUGCAAGUUUCCAUUUAUUUACUUACCAAAAGCUGAUUAACAGUGGUAGGACAGAUGUGGCCAUUAAUGCUUGUGACCUAAUUUCCCCAGUGGUGGGAAAAGAGUAGCUGCAGUUCUGAAAAAAGCUAAAUAUCCUGUGUUAAAUGUGCUUUGGAAGUCUAAGAAUCACUCAGCCAUGCCCAAACUAAAAGUGCAGCAUGUCUUUCAUCCGCUUGGCCUUGCAUUGCUCAUCAUAUUUCUGCUGAAGGCCUGAUUUACGUAUAUAAUGCCCCCUCGUUCUCACCCACUCAUACUCAAGCUCAGAAAUAUCAGCCAUCAGUGGAACCUAUGCUUCCUCUUGUCAUUAGCGCUGCCAAACAGACAGCAUGAUGCAAGCAGGUACCAUGGCAACCUGGCCCAAUCUCUGAACAGCGCCUUUCUGUCUCCUGCACAAAACCUCUAAAUUCCUUGGUUUUCUCUCACAGAAACACUUUCGCUUUGACACUUCUGACCACUAGAACACUGCAUCGAUGUGACCUGACUUUAGCCACUGUCCUUAAACCACUUUCCUAGUUCUCAUACUUGUGAAGAGAAAUAAAGUGUGCGUUUUUUUUUUUUGUUUUUUUUUUUUUGUACAAAACCCCCGCAGUUCCUCCAAUGGAGUCAAGUAAGACUACAGGUGCUCUCGUCUCUGUUCUGCUUCUAUAUCUCUGUCCUUUUUCACUUUAAUUUAUUGUGUUGUUUUUUUUCUUUUCUGAAGCUAAUCUGCCUCUAUUGCUGAUGACAAAUAUUCCUUUUUUGUAAGAUUUAUUCUCUUCAUUUUGUUAACUUUAGUCACUGCUAUUGUAACAAAACGCACUGUGAUGAUCCCAGUAUUAAUAAAAGUUGUACUUAAAUGGUG